ACAACAAAAAACCCAAAGCUUUAGGACGUUCCUCACUUCUUCGUAUGAAUUUGCAAUCUUUAUCAAUUUUCUUCUUCGUCGUCGUCGUCUUCUUCCAAUUCUGUCAAUCUGAAAUGACAACGCCCGGAGGCCUUAAACCCUCUCAUGGAUGCGAGAACAGCGCCGACCUCGAGCACUUGGCUCGCUUUGCCGUUGAAGAACACAAUAAAAAAGAGAAUGCGUUGCUUGAAUUUGUGAGGGUGGUGAAGGCACAAGAACAAGUUGUUGCGGGUACUCUGCAUCAUCUUACUCUGGAAGCCAUUGAUGCCGGAAAGAAGAAGCUUUACGAAGCCAAAGUGUGGGUUAAGCCAUGGAUGGACUUCAAAGAGCUCCAGGAGUUCAAGCACGCUGGUGAUGCCUCCCCUUCCUUUACUUCUUCAGAUCUUGGCGUCAAGCAAGAUGGGCAUGGCCAAGGAUGGAAAUCAGUGCCAGCACACGAUCCACAAGUUCAGGAUGCUGCAAACCAUGCUAUCAACACCCUCCAGCAGAGGUCUAACUCAUUAUUCCCUUAUGUUCUUCAAGAGGUAGUUCAUGCUAAGGCAGAGGUGAUUGAUGAUUCUGCCAAGUUUGAUAUACUGUUGAAAGUCAAGAGGGGAGACAAAGAGGAGAAGUAUAAGGCUGAAGUGCAUAAGAACAUUGAAGGGAACUUCCAUCUCAACCAGAUAGCGCCAGACCACUCUUGAUUGUGGCGUUUGCUCUUAGAAUGGUGAAUCUUGUAUUGCAGAAACGAUGCCCUUGUUGGUCUACUACUUUUUUAACUUUUACUUGGUGAUGUUAAUUAAGACGUAGUUAUGAUUUCAAAACUGAUAUAUAAUAUGAGUGCUUUGUUUGUAAUACAUCAUGCUUAAAAUUGCCAGCGGUUUGCUUUGUAAUUUUAAAGAUUCUUAUAUAUACAUAAUGCUCUCCUCUUUUCGCUA
This is a messenger RNA of Ziziphus jujuba (common jujube), 956 nucleotides long. Its product is annotated as cysteine proteinase inhibitor 12. The record is from RefSeq and is a predicted model, not a curated record. NCBI's taxonomy places the organism in Eukaryota, Viridiplantae, Streptophyta, Magnoliopsida, Rosales, Rhamnaceae. Gene Ontology annotation, molecular function: cysteine-type endopeptidase inhibitor activity. The transcript has 4 exons. The coding region runs from base 45 to 722 and encodes 225 amino acids.